This is a messenger RNA of Paraglomus occultum, 3447 nucleotides long. The record is from the annotation of a GenBank genome assembly. Lineage: Eukaryota; Fungi; Glomeromycota; Glomeromycetes; Paraglomerales; Paraglomeraceae.
AUGGAAAUAAAAAUAAUUAAUAUAAAUUUUGUCAAUUAUCCACAUUCGAAAGAGCCGAUUGCGAGUAAAUUAGAUACAUCAGCAACUCUCGAGAAAAUCCGUGAGGAGCUCUCUCAAUGUGAGGAAAAUGGAGAAUCCAUCAUGGAGUUCGAUAUGAAGUUUUGCAACAAAGGAGGGCCGUAUGUGAUACAAAGGAGUAAAGAGGCGGCUUUUUGUCUCCACGAGAUACUCGAUAACAACAAUAAUCUCUACAUUAAGCGGAGCGAGAAAUUCGAAGACAUAAUGCCUCGUUUAAUUAAAGAGAAAAAAUUAGAUUGUGGCAUUCGAUGGACCGAAAGAGGACCAAUGCAAUCAGACAAUGUAGCCUUCAAGUUUGACAGACGUGAAUUUGUCACGCAUCGAACUGACGAUAGGCUUAAAUUUGAAAAAAGUAGCAAGGAACUUUGUGAAAACGGCAUUGUAUGGAAACUUGAUUUGAAUAUGCCAUGGUUACCAUUCACCGGCUCGAUACGCACACACUUUACUCGAAAGCGAUCGAACAAAGUGGCACAUAAAUCAUGCCAGACACUCGAAAGAUAUAGUCGAGUGACACUAUUCAUGAAACGAGAACAUAUAAAACCUUCCGAUGAAUUUAGAGACGAUGUAGAGCGAGUUUUGAAGUCGAGUAGUCAAAAGGAAAAAAUGCGUGAUGCAUUAAAUGAAGUUUGCGAGAAAUAUGGCUUUUUUUGGGCGAGAACUGUACAACUAGGAGGGUUGAUUAUCAAAAACGAGGAAGAGCAUAAAGAAACCAAUGUUAAUAUUAAAUCAACUGGUGGAACUAUAGGCAUUAGUGCUGCGUCAGGAACUGCACCAAUGGUAGAUGGUGGAAUAAAGCGGAAUAACCAAAAUUUAACUAGCAAUUCGAACAAGAAUUGUAGAGCUGUUGGUGGUUUUGAGCCAGCUUACAAGCAUGAAACUGAUACAGAAGAAUGGCUUGAAACACUCGAAGAUUACUUUACCUGGACUAUAGUAGAUUAUGGAGAUGUAGUCCCAAUAUUUGAGAUUUUUGAAGAAAGUACGCGAACUGCUAUUCUAAAAGUAUUAGGACCAAGAAUUUGUUACCAUGGUAUUGAUGAAUUGAAGCCUUUAAGAUACCCAUUGGUGCGUCCACUAAAAAUCCAUUCUGAUAUAUGGAAAGGAAUUAGCCAGCAUCAAAUUUUUGCAGAAGUCAUAUGUGAUAAUGAGAACGAUGCAAUAUUUGCAGUGAGCAUUGAACAAAUACCAAAUGGACCACCAAAGGUGUACGUCUCCAAAGUUCGGGAAAUCAGUAGUUUUAGUUUCAAAAAGUUUUUUGGGAAGAAUUAUACAUUGAAAAUAGCCUACAUUAUCACAGGAUAUCCACAGUCAUUCUCUCAAACAGUUGAUGAAUUACCUGUUGAGGUUGCGGUCGUCAAAGGAGAAAAGCGAGAUGACAAGUUUAUUGCUUCGUUGCCAAAGAUGCCAAAUAUUCAAGGUUUUAAUCAAAGGGUUGUUUUAGUUACUUGUUAUGUGACACAACAGACUAUGGAGGGCAAUUAUACGAUAUUUCCAGUGCACCUUCACAAGGAUGACACUAAUACUAAUAUUACUGAAAUAUGCAUUUCCGCCUAUGGGCGUAAUAAUAACGGCUUUUACAAAAUUAAUAUAGAAAACUUGCCGCAAGAAUGUAUUAAGAUUGCUUACUGUAUUAUUCCAGAUAACCGGCAAAAUGGUGAAAGCAAAUUUGAGCUUGAAAAAACCAAAAUCAUACCGCAUGAAGCGGCGGCUUACAAAGCUCUGUUUUCAAAUCAAAGUGUAUUUACAACUAUUAUACCACCCAACAGCAACAUGACUGGCCGUUCCAGAGAGGCAAAAAUGAACCUUGAUUUAGUGGACGCGAAAAUUGGCGAAGUGGUCACCCGCUUCCCACCAGAGGCCAGUGGUUAUUUGCAUAUAGGUCAUGCUAAAGCAGCAAUGUUAAAUCAGCACAUUGCCAAAGAAUACAAGGGAAAAUUGAUCGUUAGGUUUGACGACACUAAUCCCAGUAAAGAAAAGCAAGAAUUUGAAGAUUCUAUAAAGGAGGACCUGGCACUGUUGGAAAUAUAUCCAGAUCAAUGGACAUAUACAUCGGACCACUUUCAAGAACUGUACGAAUACGCUGUGAAGUUAAUUGAGAAAGGACUGGCCUAUGUCGAUGAAACUGAUGUAGAAACGAUGAGACACCAAAGGAUGCGUGGUAUACCGUCAGUAAAUCGUGACCGUUCAGUUGAAGAGAACUUGAGACUCUUUAAAGAAAUGACUGACGCGACAGAGUUUGGUCAAACGUGCUGUCUCCGAGCCAAGAUUGACAUGAAGAAUCCCAAUAAAGCAUUGCGUGACCCUGUUUUAUACAGAUGCAAUUUGUUACAUCACAAUCGAACGGGUGACAAGUGGAAAGUUUAUCCGACUUACGAUUUUGCUUGCCCAAUCGUUGAUUCGGUUGAGGGAGUAACGCAUGCAUUGAGAACGAACGAGUAUCGUGAUCGUAAUCCUCAGUAUGAAUGGAUACUCAAUUCAUUAGGACUACGAAAAGUUCAUAUACGAGACUUCAGUCGUAUGAACUUUGUAUAUACUCUUUUAUCAAAGCGUAAGUUACAAUGGUUCGUGGAUGAGGGUCAUGUAACAGGCUGGGAUGAUCCUCGAUUCCCAACUGUUCGUGGCAUUCGUCGUAGAGGAUUGACAGUCGAGGCACUGAGGCAGUACAUUUUCACGCAAGGAGCGACGCAAAAUGAUGUUACGUUAGAGUGGGAUAAACUUUGGGCUCUUAAUAAAAAAAUCAUUGAUCCUGUUGUACCAAGACACACCUCUAUUUUGUCCGAAAACAUUGUUCGGGUCAAGAUUACGGGUGGUCCGGCCGAAUCUUACACAAAAGAUAUGCCUAAACAUAAAAAGAACCCCGACGCUGGUAUGAAAAAGACCGCCUAUAGCUCGGAGAUAUUCAUUGAUCAAGCAGAUGCAAAGACAUUUGGACUUGAAGAAGAGAUUACUUUAAUGGACUGGGGCAAUGCUAUAGUAAAGUCGAUCACUAAAUUAGAAGACAACCCUGAAAUAGUGUCGUCUAUUGAAUUGCAAUUGCAUCUGGAGGGUGAUUUUAGAAAGACAAAGAAGAAAAUCACAUGGUUAGCUGAUACUGAACAUGCGGUGAAGGUCACACUGGUUGAUUACGAUUAUUUAAUCAAUAAGAAGAAACUAGCUGAAAAUGAUGAUGUCAAGGACUUUUUAACAGCAAAGACCGAAUUUCUUGACGAAGCGAUUGCUGACGGCAAUAUAAAAGAUUUGAAGAAAGGGGAUAUAAUUCAAUUUGAGAGACGCGGAUAUUACAUAAUUGACACGGAUGCAUCGUCGGACGAUAUACGUUUCAUUCGUAUCCCUGACGGCAAAGCAUCUAACGUGGCGUCUAAAGCAAAAUAA